GUACUUCCAAAUGGGGCUGGCCCGGAGUGCACUGGCGCCUACCGAGGCGGCUUACAUAAGGAACACGAUCGCGCGCGAGGCGACGACCGACCGAGCAACGUCUCAGUGAAUUCCUUUGUCCGUACAUCUCGGCGUCGUAUAUACAUCACUCAAAACAGUCAGCGCUGGGACGCCGUCCCUCACGAGGAGGAUGAUUUCGCGCUUCAGCAGGGCGUUCCUCGCCAUUGCUGUGUCUUUGCUUUUCAUUGGAUCCAUCGCAUUGUUGCACCCUCCAACACGCGCAUACAUCGACCCGUGGACCGGGGAGCUGUUCGGAGAGGGAGGCGUCGAGAAGGAGCUGCAUAGCUUGCCUGCCAUUCAUGGCGAGGCAGUACACGGCGGCGUGAUUAUGACGAAGCUGGGGAAUGCGACUGCAAAGGCGGAACUAGGGAGGGCGACGUGGAAACUGCUACAUACGAUGACACUGAGGUUCCCAGAGGAACCAACACAAGAUCAGCGGAACGCACUAGACAGUUACUUCCACCUCUUCUCUCGAUUAUACCCCUGCGGCGAGUGCGCCGCCGAGUUCCAGCAACUGCUCAAGAAAUAUCCUCCUCAGACAUCCUCCCGGAGAUCUGCAGCGACAUGGCUCUGCUUCGUGCACAACCUUGUGAACGAGCGCCUCGGCAAGCCCGAGUUCGACUGUGCGAACCUCGACGCGACGUACGACUGUGGGUGCGGCGACGACCCGUCCGGGGCAGGGUCGCCUGGAGCGGGCCAGAGCGACCCCAUGGACCUCGAGCGCGACCUCGGCAAGGAUGAGCUCACCGGUGUGGGUAUGAUCAAAGGCGGCAGGUAGUGCACUCUGCUGCAAGAUUAAUGCUUGAGAUUGGUUUGUGGUGUGCAGGGGACUCUUGUUUAUCUGGCUUGCGAAGUGAGUCGCACAGAAGAGCAUGUCACUCAGAUGCCCGGGCCCAAGACUUCCGAGGACGAUACGUUGAACCGGUAUGACUACCAAUGAACUGGUACCCCGCACCCGCCGCGGCCAGCGAAGUUUGCUGUCACGCUCACUAGUGCUGCCGCUGGGCCUUCCCCCAUG
Molecule: messenger RNA, 1078 nt
Organism: Fomitopsis serialis
Lineage: Eukaryota; Fungi; Basidiomycota; Agaricomycetes; Polyporales; Fomitopsidaceae
Product: ERV/ALR sulfhydryl oxidase domain-containing protein
Exons: 7
Coding region: 191-838 (215 amino acids)
Cellular component (GO): mitochondrion
Molecular function (GO): flavin adenine dinucleotide binding; flavin-dependent sulfhydryl oxidase activity
Source: RefSeq, a predicted model, not a curated record